This is a messenger RNA of Astrephomene gubernaculifera, 666 nucleotides long. The record is from the annotation of a GenBank genome assembly. NCBI's taxonomy places the organism in Eukaryota, Viridiplantae, Chlorophyta, Chlorophyceae, Chlamydomonadales, Astrephomenaceae.
CGCAACCUCACCAAAUCCUCAUGCAGAGCAGGUUAAGUAAAUUUGGCUGUGUGCACAAAAACUCGUGCACAACAACUCGUGACGCGUGUCCGAACGAUGCCGGGUCAGCGCGUGGCGCACGCGGAACCGAACGAAACUGAUCAGCUCUAGCACACGGCAGGCACAUUGAUCAACAUAUCAAAACUUACAGAAAGUUAUCUCCAUUUAUGCAACAGAAUCGACCCUUGCAAGCUAUACUACAUCAAUUUGCAUUGCCCACACAAUCGCACGCAGCCAAAGUGAUACAGCUCACGACAACGCAAGGACGGCACCACACGCCAUGUCAAGCCAAGCAUCCGACCUUCUAUUCCAAUUCGACACCGAAUCUCCUGAAGAUUACAGCUUCGCAACCGGCAAUGCGAAUGCGGAUUUGGAAGGGACCCCAGCGACUCCCCCCAUCUGUCACCUCGCACGCCAACCCUCCCUCGCCGAGUGGCUGGACGAGUCACCUGCUGCCGGUGCUUGCUGGCUGCAACAGGAGGUCUCCUCCCUGCUAGCAGACCUCACACUAGCCCCCCCGCAGCACCGACAUGACCACCACAACACCCACAUCCUAGCGCGUCUCUGUACGGCACUCCACCGCCGCCACCGCCGCCGUCCCGGCUUCACAGCUCGACUCGUUCACCC